Messenger RNA from Paramuricea clavata, 2811 nucleotides. Lineage: Eukaryota; Metazoa; Cnidaria; Anthozoa; Malacalcyonacea; Plexauridae. The record is from the annotation of a GenBank genome assembly.
AUGUGUGAAAAAUUUAAAGAAAUGGUGCCAAAUGUCGAGAUAUUGCAGUGUCCUGCUAGUGAUUUAGAUGGUAUGUACUUCCACUCUGUACAAACUUGUCUAUACCAGCACACUUUAGUUUACCUAAGUAACCACUGAAUACAUACCACAGAAUACAUACCACAGAAGAGGAACCUCACAGAAGGUCGACUUCUGAGUUAAGAUUUCGGAGGUUUAAGGUUUCACAGCACCCAAUUUCUUAACUCUCUUUCAAUUUGCACGAUGACGUUUCUAGGCAGAUUUUCAGACGUUGCUAGGGCGUGGCUUCAACGUUUUGUUAAAAAGUAAACACGUUUCAACAUUUCUGUCAUUCUAUUUUAGGGACCGGUCAUUAUUUAUGGAAGGGGGGAGGGAAAAAAUGAGGGGGGCCAUAUGUAUAAAUAAAUGACUAGAAGGGGGGGCUAUUAAAUUUUUUCAAGAAAAUGAGAGGGGGGGGUUGCAAUUAAAUGUUGAAGGAAUUUGUUUAAUAAGCAUGGUAUCCAUUUGGUUGUAAUUGCGACUAAAUCAUGGUCACUGAUGUGAAAUAGUCUGGAUUUACUUGUCUUCUGUGUGCUGUAUGCAAAUCAGUCUUUACUGAUUGCAGAGAUAAAUUGACAAUGUAUUAUUACAUCAGCUAUCUUGAUGUGGUUAAAUACAUUUAAGCAAGGUUAACGGCGAAUGUAUUAUGCAGGCCACAUCCACUGAUAGGAGUCUGUGACGUCAUAUCGAUUAAAGGGGGUUGUUUCACGCCUUGUGAUCAGUGCUUCGGUCUGGGUAUUCAUACUGCCAUUGUAUGCUUUGCCUAGCUGCAGCAAGUUUAGUGCUUAGAUACCUUUCCCCUACCCACCCACCCAUGUUUAUUCUAGAGGAUUUUAUCUGGUAGUAUUUUAUUUUAUAUAAUUUUUAAUCACACAUAAAAUAGGAUGUAUGGACCACUAUACAUUAUAUUUUGUUUCCACUGACUUGUCAGUGUGACUGGUGCCGGAGGUAUAUGCCUUGGCAGAAUGUCCAGAAUUGUCAUGGCUAUCUCCUUUUGCUGCUAAUAUUACUGAUUGUUACUCUCAUUGCUAUGCAGCUGCUAUGGCAAUACUUUGUGCCAUCAAAUGUAGUUCCAGCCUUGGACCACAAACGGCACCUGCCUCCAAACACUAAUAUUAAUUCUCUGCCGUUAAACAUGGUUACAAUCGCCCAGACCAAAUGGAAACCUGAUUUUAGAGUUAUAUAUAAAAAUACCCCUCUUUUAAUUAUAAUUUUCUGCUAAUAUAUAUUUUUGGUCGAUGUUAAUAUCUUGUCAGCUCCAUAUUCUUAUUUAAUUAAUAAUUAGCAUUAUAACGCCUGGGUAUCCCCAUUUGUCGAGUAAAAAUGAAAAGGGGGGGUCAAAGAAAAAUAUUCUAAUAUGUAGGGGGGGUCAUCAUUAAAUUUCUGCUCUUUUAAGGGGGGGCUUUCAAUUUUAAAAAUUUAGGAAAGAAAAAAUUCCCCUCCCCCCCUUCCAUAAAUAAUGACCGGUCCGUUAGUUGCUUUCGUCAACAUGUCUUUUGUUCAAAUAAAAAUAGAAUAUGAUUUAUACUGUUCGAACAAACGUAUAACGCCAAUCUUUUUAAACGAAGAUAUAAUUUUCAUGAAAUAUGAUUUUUAAGCCAGGAUUUUGAAUGACGUUCCACAUUUUUGCGAUCAAAAGUGGAAUUACAACAUUUAAAUUUUGAAAAUAAACGUUGAAGCCACGCCUUAGAAACGUCUGAAAAUCUGCCUAGAAACGUCAUCGUGCAACUGUUAAAAGUAACGCGACAACUAUUUGCAUUUCACGGUCUACCUGAAUCCGCAGUAACAUCCAUUGGAGAGUAUGUUUUCAUAACUCUCUGUUGUUAUGGUUGGGUAGCGUGACGUUAGUUAAGUCUGAUUAUUAUUUUAAAGUUAACCUAAAUGCCAUGUUACUUGAAAGGUUAGCCUGCGUAGCAGUCACUCACUUUAUCUUUUGAAGGUUCUAAAAAAUUCUGCAUUAUAAAUGACAAAUCCUCAAAACCUUCCAAAAAAUAAAGCGACUGCUAUGCAGGCUAUUGAGAGAUUGAACAUCGGAAGAGUUCAUUGGAAAAAGUGGGCGUAGUUCAAACUUAACUCCAAAAUCUCAACUCUUCAAUUUAACUCUCCCUUUUGUAAUGCUCACAUUUUAGUUAUACACAGUACUCCUGGGUAAGACCAGCUCUUGUUAAAUUAACCCAAGCAGCUGUGACCCCCUACCGUCAAACUCCAAACUAUUUUACUCCUCAAGGGAAAGGGUUAAUGCACAUUUUAAAUGUUGCAGGUUUGACCAAUAAUUCUGUGGAUUGUAUUCUGGCUGCCACAAGUUUUCACUGGUUUUGUAAAGACCAAAAAGCCAUUGAGGAAAUUCACAGAGUCCUAAAGCCAAAAGCGAUGCUAGGACUAAUAUGGUAUGUACCCGACCGUUCCGUGUCAUGGAUAAAAAAUAUCGAGGAAAUGCUUGACCCAAAGUAUAAAGUGCCUAAAUUUGGAAUUAGUAAUUAUGGUGAGACGGUGCUUAUACCUUUACAAGAUCAUGGUGGAUUUGUUAACGAGGGGUCAGAUGUCACCAGUUAUACAUAUAGACUAGAAUUGAAUUUGACUGAUGUUAUUGAAAUGUAUAAAGGUAAAAGUAUUAUAGCAGCAGCACAAGGGGCUGAAAAGGAGUUGAUGUUGCAAGCAAUUGAGCAAGAAAUGAAAACAAACCCAGAGACAAAAAAUGAAGAGAAAUAUAUUUUCAAAUUUGUAAAGAAACUUCAUUGGUUUCAGAAGAUUUAG